Messenger RNA from Colletotrichum truncatum, 1587 nucleotides. Its product is annotated as sugar transporter. Gene Ontology annotation, biological process: transmembrane transport; carbohydrate transport. Lineage: Eukaryota; Fungi; Ascomycota; Sordariomycetes; Glomerellales; Glomerellaceae. The record is from RefSeq and is a predicted model, not a curated record. Gene Ontology annotation, cellular component: membrane. Gene Ontology annotation, molecular function: carbohydrate:proton symporter activity.
AUGACAAUCGAAUUUCUUCGGAAACACAACUUCAAGGUGACCCAUCACAUUACCUCAAAUCUGUUAUGGGUCACCAUGGUGUUCGGUAUGAGCGUCUUCACCUUCGGGUAUGAAGGCUCAACGCUCAAUACCAUUCAGGCAAUGACACCUUUCGAACAGAGGUUUGGAGAUUACAUCCCGGCCAAAAAAGCAUAUGGCUUUACUUCAAACAAGUUGGCUUAUAUGAAUUCUUUCCCUCUCAUCAUCUACGCAGUUGGCGUGGUCAUCGGGGCUCAGAUCGGCGAGCGCUGGGGCCGACGGCUGGUCUUUAUUCUCACCAACAUUGUUUGUAUGGCGGGCACCAUCACCGUGUACACAGCAAAAUCCUACGAACAACUCCUCGCCGGCCGCAUGAUAGUCAACUUUCAUGUUGGAAUGGAAGCCUUCCUUAUACCGAUGUUCCAAGCCGAAAUAGCACCUGCAGCCGUUCGAGGAUCACUCACAGCCAUCUACGCCGUCAAUGGAGUUUUUGCAGCGUUCAUCGCUUCCAUUAUCACAAACUUCACAAGCCACAUAAAUAAUGAUAAUUGCUGGAAGAUACCUGUUGGUAUCGGCCUGCUCUUCCCAUCCUUUUCUUUGUUCUUUUGGAUGUUAAUCCCCGAGUCCCCAAGAUGGCUUCUUCGAAAAGGACAAUAUCAAAAGGCUGUGGAGAACCUGGACUAUCUAUUCAGCGCAAUGCCGGGUUACGACGCAGAGAAGGAAGCCAAGCUUCUUCAAGAUGCACUCAACCAGAGCGACACAAAGGGGAGAUGGAAAGACUUGAUCAAAGGCAACAACUUGCGCCGAACGGUCAAUGGCCUUGUUGCUGCCGCCUUGGGUGCGCUUUCGGGAGCUUCAUUCUCUAACUUAUAUGGUACCAUCUUUUUGAAGAGCUUGAAGGUUGUCGACCCCUUCUUGAUGACAAUGGUCAAGAGAGCGCUCCUGCUUGCAACUGCCAUAACCUUUAUGUUCAUUAUUGAUCGGGUCGGCCGCCGGCGCCUAUUUCUCCAAAUGGGUUUUGUACAAACAGCAAUUCUCAUGGUCAUGGGUGGCAUGGGUACGAUACUGCAUCCGACAUUAAACAUCAACAAGGGUAUCGUUGCACUGACGGUCAUGUUCCCUAUUUUCCAUUUUGUGUCUUUCGGGGGCCCGCUACAACUGACCAAGACCGAGAUUCCACACAUCACGCUAAGAGAUAAAUCUGUGAUGCUCUUCUGGUUGACGGCAAACCUCUGCAACUUCAUUGCGUCUUUUACUUUGCCGUACCUCCUACAAGAGCCAGCAAACUUAGGAUCACGAGUUGGUCUCAUUUACGGCUCAAUAUCAGCUUUGGGUCUGGUUUGGGGAUUCUUUUGCAUGCCAGAGAUGGCACGGAAGUCUCUGGAAGAGAUUGAUGAGAUGUUCGCAGCGGGCGUUCCAGCCUGGAAAUCAAGACACUGGAGAGGCGAGCAAGGUGCUAAGAUUACUGAUAUUGAGAAUCACGGUGUGAUUAGUGACAGUUCUAGUGAACAAAGUGUUGAGAAACCUGAACUUGAGCCUGUGGUUCAAGAAAAGCCGUCGAAGGUUUGA